AUGAAAACCAAACUUAAAAGGAGUUAGAAAAAUUGAAGAAGAAGAAAUUAAAAAAGAAAAAUAACAAGAAGUGGUCCUGAAUUGCCAAACUUGCACAAGCCACCGAGGCAGCAUCAGUGUCAUCAACCUCUGAUCCGACAGAGUUUGUCAAAACAGUGAAGGCUGCCUAGUAUUCAACAAAUUUGAUUUAGGAGAACUAUCUUAUCCCUCACCCAUUCUGAACAAGACCACUUUAGAUUCAAAAGUGGCAACAAUAAAAAAAAAACUCAAAGCCAAAGUGAAAAUCUUGGAUGGCCACACUGAAGUUGAAUGCGAGAAGUAUUGAAGAGAAACAGGCGUCAAAAGGUGCUCUGCAAAAAGCAGAAGGUUUUCAGGUGAAAAACAAUGUGGAAUUGCUUGCUAAAUCUAUUAAGAAACAAGAUGAAAUCAAAUCAAAUUGUAAAAGAAGUUGGCUGAACGCAUCGAAGAAUAGGACAAGAGAAAGGAAUAACAACAGAAAACGAGAAAAGCAAACACUAAGAAAAAGAAAACUGAAAAUAAAGAACAUAAACCGAAUGAACACCUCACACUUAACAGGGAAAAAGCUGGAAUUGUCUGAUAAGACAACGAAAAUCAAACUUAAACGGAAGUUAGAGGGAAUGAACAAGAAAUUAAAAAGGAAAAGUAAGAAGAAGAGGUCCUGAAUUGCCAAACAUGCUCGAGCCACCAAGGUAGCAUCUGUGUCAUCAACCUCUGGUCUUUCAGAGUUUGUUAAAACAGAAAUUCCUGAAGCAAGACUAGCAAGUACACUGGCAACACCAAUUUUUAACAGUGGAGGCUGCCUAGUUUCCGGCAAAUUUGACUUUGGAGAACUAUCUAAUUCCUCACCCAUUCUGAAUAAGACCACUUUAGAUCCAGAAGUGGCAACGAUUAAAAUGAAAGAAAAUAAAACUUAAACCAAAAAUGAAAAUCUUGGUAGGCCAAGCUGAAGUUGAAAAUGCAAGAAGUAUUGAAGA
Molecule: messenger RNA, 995 nt
Organism: Daphnia carinata
Lineage: Eukaryota; Metazoa; Arthropoda; Branchiopoda; Diplostraca; Daphniidae
Exons: 4
Coding region: 291-683 (130 amino acids)
Source: RefSeq, a predicted model, not a curated record